Molecule: messenger RNA, 4957 nt
Organism: Zootermopsis nevadensis
Lineage: Eukaryota; Metazoa; Arthropoda; Insecta; Blattodea; Termopsidae
Gene: Nup160
Product: nuclear pore complex protein Nup160
Cellular component (GO): nuclear pore
Molecular function (GO): structural constituent of nuclear pore
Source: RefSeq, a predicted model, not a curated record
CAAAUUAGGUUAAGCAUCCUCUUCAACUUUAAAUAGGUAUUUUGUUGUUCUCUGUUGGCUACGCCGGUAAUACCAACACCACAUGGCUAUAUUGUCUUGCAGUAGUGUUACUGGUGGCGAAUUAAAGUUUUGGCGGUUAAAGUGAUGUUAAAAGAGUGAACAUUUUUAUUUAACGAAUUGUAUUACUGUUACUCAAUUAAUAUCUAUCAAGAUUGAAUGGGGGACUUUCCGUUAGGAUUUCGGGAAGUUAUUCCUGAUCAAACGUUGCCUGAGAAAUGGAAGGAAUUGACUUUGAAUACAGGGGGGACACAGAGUACAUUACAGGACAUCAAAGUUCCAGAGAGAGCUGGAGGUUACUGCUACAAGGACUCAACAAAGCAUUACACAAGAAACCGAUUUAUUUAUUGGCGGAUAUGUCACGAUGUUCUGGAGUUGGUUGAGCACAGCCUGGAUGUGAACCUAGUUGGGAACAACAUCCGCUGCAAGUUCCAGGACACCCCAGUGCUGGAGGGACUCACCAUCCAUGAGACAUACAACAGUAUUGUAGUGCUGGUAGCGACCGUGUCCAGCGUACAUCGUCUCUCAUUCCCACACCCUGACAAGAUUCACAAGCAGGAGCAUCUGUUUGCCCACCAUACAGACUCGAGCAUCAUGUCCAUCUUUGCUGAGGCUUCAGCGAGCGCAGCGAAAGAUCCUCGAACUUUCCAUGUUAUAAACAACACGGUGGCCAGUACACCUCUGCCCCAUACAUCUGCGUCAUGGCUGUCUGUGAAUGAAGAGGCACUGUUCGCUCUUGCUUACAGCACUGGUCCCAUUCUGCUCGUUAGGAUGGAUCCGUUAUCUGGCAUGGUGUCAGUCAAUGAACUGAAGCAAGAGACUAUGGUGCCACGUUUUCUGUCUGGCAUAGCUGGUGCUCUGAGGGGCAGAGCAAGUGACAGUGACAUGGCGGUGAGUAUGGUGCUGCAUUCUGUUGGCCUCGAGACGUAUUUGUUCUCCUUGAGUCGUGACGGUAACCUGCGCAUGUGGUCAUGCAGUCGUGCGCAGUGCAUCAUGGUCACGGACGCGCUGAACAACGUGGCUGAAAAGGGUCGGAACCUAACGCAAGGCACUCAGAGCCAUGUCCUGCGCAAGGCAGUGGGCAGUGACAACCAGCUUUACCUUGGAGUGUUCCUCUGUUUUGCUUCUGAGUCUCAAGUGUGUGUCCUGAAACCUGUGAGUGAACUUGGAGUCUUCAAGUUGAUACGGCAGUGCACGGUGUAUGCUCCAGAUAAUGACCUGGUUGACUUUGCCCUUGGUAGAGGGCAGCUGUGGGCUGUGUGGCGGACAGCACAGGGUGAUGCAGCGGUGUCUUGUGCUCAUCUGGAUAGCAGUUCCCCAGAGUGGCAACCCGCUAUACUGGAGCAGCCCCCUGAGAGAGAUUAUGUAGUGACUGAUGUUGGAACAGACCCACGUCAGGCCUAUGUAUCAUACAUCUUCCACCCUGGUCAGUUUCCUCUGACUGUCAUUGCAAAAGCACUUGGUAUUUUCCGGCGCUCCUCCCUGCUCUCUGACACGGCAGUCUCGGUAGGUGUCUUGAAAGAACGAGUAUGUGUGGCUGUGGAGGCAGAAAUACAGAGUGAAGUACAGGAUUAUGAGCUGAAUGAUGAUGACUAUCUGGAGGUUGCCAACCGUUGCUGGUUGCGCUUCUACUCUUGCUGUGUUCAGUAUCACCAGGCAGGGGCUCGACCUGUUGGCCUGGUGCUGUUGGAUCAGUCUGGGGUCUUGCUGGUCAAGAAACAGCAGAUCUCUCUUUUCAGGCCGAUGGAUUCGCUGGAACAUCUGCUGCUGGCAGGACCUGACCAGUGUGUUCCACAGCAGUUUAGGUCAACACCAUUCCUCAGUGAAGAUACUGAUACUUGUGCUGAUCUACUCCAUGUCUUGUCCGUUCUCGUUAGCUUGGAGAACCGGUUGCCAGAUGAGGUGAAGGCGGCGUUUGAACGAGAGUUGUACCAGUUGAAGAUUCCAGACCAGAUUAUUGCUGAUAUGGCAAGGGAGCUCAUGUCUGGUGAUGACAUUGUGCUAAACCAGCAGUUCAUGUCAAGCCUCCGCAAGAAGCUGGAGUAUGUGAAGGACAUCUACCCUGCCAUGCUGAUGCUGAUUGAGGCUCUCACCCUGGAUAUUGGGCAGCCAAAGGAACUGGUAUUGGACGACGUCAGUCCUGAGGCAUCACGACUGAUUCUGUCAAUAAGCCACCUGUUCAGCAGUCAUCUUGGUAUCAGCACCAUUGCACAGUCCCUGCAUCAGAUUGCAGUUGUGCGGUUUUCCAUCUGCCGCAACCUGCUGCUCCUACAACAGUUGUUGCUGGAGUGUCACCAGAAGUUGUCCUAUUCAAUGGAUUCUGCUGGGGUGGACACUAUACGAUCUGUCCUCCUUCCUCGAGCAGUGGUGUUGACACAGGCAUACUAUGUCGUCAUGUGGGUGAGCGAGACCCCAGCAACGGCCACAUUUGCAUCCACUAUCUUCAGCAGUAGCUUGCAGCGCAUGGCUGUACUGAAACUGAAUGAGGCUACAGGAGGAAGCAUGGUGAUACCAUGCCACUCUCAGCACAGAACUCUCACGCUCCUAGAGCUGUUUGUGCAGUCAUCAGGCUCAGUACAUGCGCACUCACUGCUGUCGCAGCUGCAAAUAGACGAAGAACUGCUACCUGUGUGGCACACGUCCAUGCUCGCCUACAUAACUCUCAUAGGUCAACUGGUGUGGCCGGUUUGCCGCCAUUUUGUGUUUCCUGAGUUCCUCCUGGCAUCAUGCCAGCACCUCCUGAUACAGGAAUAUGUACGCCUGUUGCAUGGCUGGUGUGAGUGGAACAAUUGCUCUCGUAAGUUCCUGCUGGGCUCUGCAUUGCUUGACAUGGGUGAACCUUAUAAGGCCUAUGACCUGCUUGUUCAGGCUGCAAAGGGGAUCACCACAGAUGACUUCAUGGCUACCAAGCUGGUGCCCUCUGCUGGCACCCUUAGUGAGCAGCGACUGUUGGUGCUGUACUACCUCAAGGUGAUCAAGAUGUUCGAGCAGCAGAGAUGUAGCGACUGCGUGAUCAACAUGGCAAGUACAGCCAUCAGUGUGGCUCUGCCUGAUGACCCAGAUCUACCGACCCUCCACUCUGUAGUGUUCUGCCAUCACCUGAAGCUGGGGCACCACCAAGAGGCAUAUCACUCCCUCAUAGCCAACCCCGAUGCUGCUCGUCGUAAGGACUGCCUGCGGCAACUGGUGGUGACCCUGUUUGAACGCCAGCGAUUAGACACACUUGCUGACUUCCCAUACCAGGGGAUGUAUGAGGACUUGGAGCGUAUAGUGGAGUCUCGUGCACGAUCACUGGACCUCCUGUCUUCCAACUACUACAACUUCCUGUACUCAUUCCACAUGAAGAAGGGAAACCUACGCAAGGCAGCUACUAUGAUGUACGAGCAAGGCGUACGGCUUGGGCAGGAGACCACCGGUGAUUCAGAGUCAUUGCAUCAGCAGGCAAAAUGCUAUCUAGCAUGCCUUAAUGCCCUGCGCCUGGUAGACCCCAGAUAUGCCUGGAUUGUGAAACCGGUGCCCCAUGCUGAGACUGUUAAUGAGCCAUCAGAAAUGAGUCCAAAGCGACAUGCAGAUGGUGAAGAAGUGUUGCAGCGCAAUGUGAAGUGCCAGGUUCAGGUGUUAGAGCUUCGAGACAUACAGAAGGAGUUUGAACUGGUGAAUGCUCGGCUGCGCCUGAUGAAACACAGUCCUGAACUCUGUUCCAGCAUAGGAACGCGAUUGAAUGCUGCUGAGCUUGUGGCUGUCCUGACGAGCGUGGGAAUGUACCAGGUGGCCCUAAAGCUGUGCCAGCUGUUCUCUCUUCCCCACAGUGGAGUAUUUGAGGGACUUGCAGCAGCAUGUGUUAAGUUGAAGGCAGAGACCAGCGGUGCAUGGGACUGGCUUGUCGAGAAUGAUUUCUCGGAGCUUGGAAUUGGAGAGGCAACGGCAGUGUCAUUGGCAUGGCGACUACUGGAGACGCUGCUGAACAAGUAUGAGAGCCCCAGGCAGAGCACGCUGCAUAAGGCUGUGGCGACUCGGCUCUUGGGGUUGGGCGCCUUCCUGCCACACUGGCUAGUUACAUCAUACAAACUGAGGAACCCUGCUGAGCUUCUGCGUGUGCUGCUAUCUGCUGGCAGGCUUGUGGAAGCAACUGAGCUUGCCAAAGAAUAUAUCUGGGCUGUACUGGGACGUGGCAAGGAAUACUUUAGACUGGAGAACUCCCUCCUGGCCACAGCACCUCCCACGUGGCUCCCAUUCCAGACCCUGGACCUCCUCUUGCUGGAACUUGAGGAAUCCAGUGAACAGGAUGGGGAAUAUAAGCAGCUGCAUGCAGAACUGAAAGACCUGGUGGAGUACUACCUACAAAUAGCCACACGGACAUCACAAGAUAAGGUGCUGCUGUUAACAGCGGUGAAGUGAAUCAUUACCGCCAGAGUGGACAACAUUCUCUCAUUUUUACAUUAAUUUUUGUGGUCCCAGCGCAGGUAACAUCAAAUCACCCCUUAGGACAUUUAAACUUCCUACCAUACUCGUUUCACAUUUUUGAACAAGAUGAUCCGGGAAGAACGUAGGAGCCUCUGUUAAUUUAAAUUCUAUCUUGUGUAUUAAGAGGCAAGCAGAAAUUAUGAGCUUGAAUAAGUGAUGUAUUUAUUUCUGUGCUUAGUUUCCAUCAGUAUAGAUACCAAUGCCAUGUAGUUGUUACACACAACUUCAAAAUUUCAUGUCAUCUGCAUCUUUCUAAUUAACACACAAAAAAUCUUCGUACAAUUUUUAAGUGUGUUUUGUAAGUGUUGCCAUAUUAGAUUUUACAUGCCUUGCAUCAAUGGUUCAUUAGUUAUUGCUGUCAAAUAAAUAACUAAAUAUGAAUUUUAUGUGGAUGCCAUUGUACAAAAAUAAAAGUUACAUUUUUUUUGCUCCUUCA